AUGCUCAGUCGAUCAUCCAGCGAUGCCGGCACACAUCUCCGCCGCUCCAAAUCUGUGUCAACGGUCCAUCGACACCAGCCAUUUGGCCCCGAACUCUUAGAUCAUCGCAUUGCUCAGUACCAUGCUGUGGCUGCAGCUACAACUGCCUUCGCCCGAGCUCACGGUCAAGGUGCAGAGGAGCGGUCGAAGAAGCGCAGCUCGGAACUGUCACGUGCCAAAAGUACGUCCAGUCGCAAGUCACUCACUUCAGAAGGCAGUCAUUUCCCGCCUAGAGAGUCCAGCGUCCACUCUGCCAACCGUUUGAAAGCAAGUCAAGCUCCGACCACACAGCAGCCUCGAGUUUCGAAUGUGAUAACGGAAAAGUUUCCAGCCUUCUAUCCCACGCCCGGGAGCGACAGACCCUUGUCAGCCCAGCCAUCUGUCACCUUCAAUGAGAAUAUUCGACCGAGCUCUCAGCCAAGAUCUCAUCGACCGAGUGCUGCAUCAUCCAUUACCUCGCAGCAGAUACGAAAAGCCCGCUCGAUGUAUUACGCAAGCAGCGUUCAGACUGGGUCUCCGAUCGCUCGUCCACCUUCAAAAUACUUGACUACACCUCCUUCCAUUAGCGUUAGCAACGCACCAGAACUCUUACCACCAAUUUUGCCGGCUCGAAAUGCGGUGCCUUCGCCCCUCGCGUCGCCUCAGAUAUCGGUUCUCGUGGAGCCCGGCGCUACGAUCAACAAUGCUCGAGACAAGUACCUUCAAGGCUUCCAGCAGCAGCAUCGUCAAGUCAAACAUCGUCCAUCUUUAUUCCUCGCGCCGUUCAAGAAGAGGCACGAUCGAGCAAAAGCCAAAGAGCGACCUAUAUCCGCAGGUUUAUUGUCGACAUCCUCAAGCAGUCGCCAGACGCCGCUCGAGCCGAUGAUGGAGUCUUUCGAUGAUUUUGGAAUGCCGAAGCAGAAGAAGGAGAAGCGGUCGCUCUCCAACUCGAUCAGAGAUAAGUUCAAGAAGGUUUUCAGGCGAACGUCAAACAACACGACAACAAUGCCCGUUCAGCAGAUCGAAGCUAGCCGAGAUUACUUCAAUUACCAAGCUCCUCCUGCAGCAGUGUCCAGUAAAACCUUCGAGGUGCCGAGUCCCGAUGACGAGACGCUGUUGAGGGUGAGGUCACGCGGCUCUUCGCUGGAAAGGAUGCCCUCACCCUUGGCACGGCCAGGAUCGCGCGGCAGCACCCGAAGCAAGGGGAGUAAUCGGAGGUGA
Messenger RNA from Didymosphaeria variabile, 1239 nucleotides. RefSeq lists its product as uncharacterized. The transcript has a single exon. The record is from RefSeq and is a predicted model, not a curated record. NCBI's taxonomy places the organism in Eukaryota, Fungi, Ascomycota, Dothideomycetes, Pleosporales, Didymosphaeriaceae. Bases 1 to 1239 code for a protein of 412 amino acids.